AUGGAGUUCGCAAACGGCACCGGCGGCGCUGCUGCGGCCGCACCAGCUGGAGCUUACCCGACGGCACCUCCUGCGAAUGGCGACGAUGCUGCUGCUGCUGCUUCUUCAAGCGACUUCAAGCUCAAAUUCUGUACCGUGUGCGCGAGUAACCAAAAUAGAUCAAUGGUCUCCCACCUCCGCCUCGCCCAAGCAAAUUACCCCGUAAUCUCCUUCGGCACAGGCUCCCUCGUCCGCCUCCCGGGUCCAUCCAUAACCCAACCAAACGUCUAUCAAUUCAACAAGACCUCGUACGACUCAAUCUUCAAAGAGCUCGAAUCAAAAGACACGCGCCUCUACCGCGCAAACGGCGUCCUCAACAUGGUCGACCGCAACCGCCACGUGAAAUGGGGCCCCGAACGCUGGCAGGACUGGCAGGUCGGCAUGCCGCGCCUCACCCACGCCGAAGACCGCGGCAGCGUCGGCGUCGAGGGCGGCGUCGUCGAUAUCGUCAUCACCUGCGAGGAGCGCUGCUGGGACGCCGUCAUUGACGACCUCAUGAACCGCGGGAGCCCCCUCAACAGACCCGUUCACGUGAUUAACGUCGAUAUCAAGGAUAACCACGAGGAGGCCAGCGUCGGCGGGCGCGCAAUUCUGGAUCUGGCCAACGCGUUGAACGCCGCGGCGACCGAGGAGCGUGAGGCUGUAGGUGCCGCGGCGUUUGAUGGCGGGAGCGCGGCGGGCAGGGCGAGCUUUGAUGAGAGGGUGCCGGAUAUCCUUGCUGCGUGGCAGGAUCGGUGGCCUCACUUGCCUGCUGUAUGGACUCUUGCUUGGUUUUGA
Molecule: messenger RNA, 816 nt
Organism: Colletotrichum fioriniae
Lineage: Eukaryota; Fungi; Ascomycota; Sordariomycetes; Glomerellales; Glomerellaceae
Gene: SSU72
Product: RNA polymerase II subunit A C-terminal domain phosphatase
Biological process (GO): termination of RNA polymerase II transcription
Cellular component (GO): mRNA cleavage and polyadenylation specificity factor complex; nucleus
Molecular function (GO): RNA polymerase II CTD heptapeptide repeat phosphatase activity
Source: RefSeq, a predicted model, not a curated record